AUGGAUCACCAUGUUCUGCUAACACUGGAUCGGUUUCUCGAGCUCAGUUCGCUUGGAGAUGAUCAUGUUAUAUGUGUCAUAGAGGAUGAACUUCGUGGGAGGAUUAUUGCAACAGGGAGUGUAUUCAUUGAAAAGAAAUUCCUAGGAAAUUGUGGCAAGGUUGGUCAUAUUGAAGAUGUUGUUGUUGAUUAUACUGCACGAGGGAAGCAACUGGGAAAGAAAGUGAUCAAGUUCCUUACUGAUCAUGCUCGUUCAAUGGGUUGCUAUAAGGUAGUGCUUGAUUGCAACCUGGAGAACAAAGUGUUCGACGAGAAGUGUGGCUUCAAUCAGAAAGAAGUUCAGAUGGCCAUGCAUUUUGUUUGA
Molecule: messenger RNA, 363 nt
Organism: Prosopis cineraria
Lineage: Eukaryota; Viridiplantae; Streptophyta; Magnoliopsida; Fabales; Fabaceae
Product: glucosamine 6-phosphate N-acetyltransferase-like
Exons: 2
Coding region: 1-363 (120 amino acids)
Biological process (GO): UDP-N-acetylglucosamine biosynthetic process
Cellular component (GO): Golgi apparatus; endoplasmic reticulum-Golgi intermediate compartment; endoplasmic reticulum
Molecular function (GO): monosaccharide binding; glucosamine 6-phosphate N-acetyltransferase activity
Source: RefSeq, a predicted model, not a curated record